AGCUUUGCUCGUGGGGGUUUCUCCCACAGGCUGAGAAGGAUUGUUUCAGGAGCCCCACAUGUGUCUUGGAGGGGCAGCCAAUGAGAGGGACACAGGCAAGCCCCCGCCCCACCCCAAUAAAAGAGCUCAGCAACUGGGCUGGUUGUUACUAGUCUAUCUGGAUGCUGUUGUGUAAAAACAGGGAUAACUGAUUGCGUUAAGAAGAAACAUGGCCAAUCCACCAAGGACCCCUGCCAAGACCCCACGCCGCCGUGUUUCCUUGACCUCAAAGGAUGAGACACCGUCCCAGUUUUCUCGUGGCUGCCCCCUUCCCGAUGUCUGCUCCACAAGAGUCUCCCAGAUUCGCAAACAGGUCUCUGCCUCAUCACUUCCUACCGAAGGGCAGUCCCGUGUCACUUCACUUACUUCACCCCGAUGCUGCCAUGCCAAAUCUGAGCCAAACCCUUUAGUGAUUGCCUUGGUGCAGGCCGUUGCUCAAGCAGGCCUCCCGCUUUCAGAAGCUGAGCUCUUUGAAGGCCUUCUCCGCCUCUUGGGGGCUAGGCGACCCAUACUCUCAGUUGCUCAGCUCCAUCGUACCGUUCUCCCAGCCUUGGGGCGGCAACAUGAAUCAGCCCUGCGGCACGCUCUUCAGCACCGUGAGGCCUUUGUCUUCCUCCAUGAGGCAACCACUGGUGAUGGACGUGCUGCCCUAGCUAUCUCCCUUUUGCCUCUUGACAGGGCUGGAAAGCUCCCACUCCUGCUUGGGGUGGAGUUGCUGGAACAGAUGAGCCAUUCUUUUGUGGCCCGGGCAGUUGCUCGUGUGCUUAGUGAGGGGCAUGUCUUAUUCCAUCGAGUGCUGGCCGUGGUGACCUCUGGAAGUCCUCCCAUGAUGCAGGCUUUUGCUACUAAUGGGAUUUUGGGUGCUGUCUUAUCAGCUGCCCUCCAUGUCCCCUGCUUGUUACAUCAGCUGGAGCUGAUGAUGGAGCUGUGGCCAGACAGGCUGGAAAGACUGGGCAUGCUGCUGCACCUUCUGGAGGACACGUUUGGGCGGCGUCCUGCCCUCCGUCACCGCUAUGAACUGUUCCUACAAGAGCGGCAGUUGAGCCUCUCCUUGCCCAUACUCAGCACGGAGAUGGGCCCAGAGGCCUGGUUGAAAAAAGCCACCAGCAUUGCAGAACAUCUCCCUCUUCUGCCAGAGUUUGUGGCCACUGAUGAAGAAGAAGGUCCCCUGAUGAUGAAGCUGAAGGCCUUCCUAGGAGAGAGUAAUGAGGAGUUAGUGGCAGAAGCAACUUUUGUAGCAGAACAUGCAUCCAGUUUGUUGAAUAUGGCCCAUUUUCUCCGCCAGAUGGGUGAGCCGUUGGCCCAUCGAGUCUACGGAGAACUGGACUCCUUACGCGUUUCUUUCUCUUACCACUUAGACACAAGAUUGGGGCCUAACACAGAAAGACAAUUAGCUCUUUGCCAACCCCCACUGAUGGAUCGGUUUCGUGGGAUCCUGGCUCGUAGUCUGGCCAGGCUAGAGCACUUGUUUGACUCGCAUCCUGCUAUGUCUGCCCUGAGAGCAGUCCGAGUGCUAGAUCCCAAGCAGCUAGGGGCUGUGGGCCGGAGUGGAUUGGAGCACGAACAGGGGAUCCCUGGGCUGGCAGAGGUGCCAGAGAUUGAAUGGUUCCGGUACCAACACUUGGCAGAAGCAGCUCCGGCCAAUGUCUCUCUGCCCCAGUGGUGGGAAGUACAUGCAGAGCAGCUUCCCACACUGUCUCCACUGGCUCGGCGAUACCUCUGGCUGCCUGUCUGUUCUCCCAAGUCCCCCUUUGGCCCAGGAGAAGUGCUCAAGCUAAGAGGUGCUGAGGAGAGUUUGACCGGAGAGGCUGCCCGCCUCCUCUGUAUGCUCAAGUAUAAUCGUAACCGCCUGCUCUCUCGUGCCUGAUAGAGUGAGCUUAAACCCCUGUUGCAUGGCGUGGAAAUCCUGGAUGUUGUGAACCCUGUUCCAUCCAGCCUCUCACAUUUGCCUUUUUAUGGCUUGUUAACAAGAUGAGUUAUCACAGUCUAUUAUGGUAGUGGUCUAAUAAAAUCCUAUGGUCUGCACAA
This is a messenger RNA of Anolis carolinensis (green anole), 2067 nucleotides long. RefSeq lists its product as uncharacterized. The coding region runs from base 209 to 1906 and encodes 565 amino acids. The record is from RefSeq and is a predicted model, not a curated record. Lineage: Eukaryota; Metazoa; Chordata; Lepidosauria; Squamata; Anolidae. The transcript has 2 exons.